CUAUUUUCCUCGAAAGUACGUAAUGUCACGAUUCCAAAGCUAUACAAAACCACAGAUAGAAAGUUGAUUAUCUUACAUCUUGGAAAAUAUUUGUAAUGUUGUACUUAUUGAAGAAGUUCAUGCUUAUAUUGGAUUUUUGAGUUAGCGUCCAAUUAACUCACAUUCACACCUUGAAGGAGAGCUUUUCUUGUCCCAGAAUGAACAGCGUGGCUCUUCAACGUAAUAUUGGCAACGUACACAAUGGGCGUUAAUACUAUUCCAAUAAGAGUUUCCCCAUCUCUUCAAAAUUAUCUCUGGUGUUUCGCCAGGGUUCCCGGAUGUCUCGCGAUACUUUGUUUACAAACGAUUGAACACUGCGACACCUCUGGUACGCUGCUAUUUUGUGUCCUUCCUGACGCUGCCUUUUCCACAGCGAGAAUGGUGCAGCUGCACGUGAAACGUGGUGACGAAAGCCAGUUCCUGUUCAGCACGUCAGUCGACGUCCCGUUGGAAACCCUGACCCAGCAGGUCACAGCCAUCUAUAACACCAGGCUCAAAGUAGACAGGAUAUGCUCAGAGUUCCCAGAGCUGGUGGACCACGGAGUGACGCUGCCCCCCAACAUGCAGGGUCUGACGGAUGAACAGAUUGUUGACCUGAAGCUAAAAGACGAGUGGGAGGAGAGGUGUGUCCCCAGCGGAGGACCUGAAUUCAACAAGGAUGAGAUCGGAAGGAGGAACGGACACGCUCCUAACCAGAAGAUGAAGGAGGUGCUGAGGAACACUAUGGAGGAGGCCAAGGCAAUCAUCUCUAAGAAACAGGCGGUGGCUGGUGUGUGUGUUACCAUGGAGACGGUGAAGGAGGCGCUGGACCAGCUGAGGGGCGCGGUGAUGAUAGUCUACCCCAUGGGCUUGCCGCCACACGACCCAAUCAGGAUGGAGCUGGAGGACCAGGAGGACCUGUCAGGAACACAGGCAUCUCUCCAGGUGAUUCCAGUGGAGGAGGCUCAGCUGUGGUGGGCUGCUAAGGAGUUGCAUAGAGGGAAGAAACUACAGGAUUACAUCGGCAAGAACGACAAAACCAAGAUCGUAGUCAAAAUACAGAAGAGGGGCCAGGGGGCGCCAGCCAGAGAACCUGUGGUCACAGAGGAACAACAGAAACAGAUGAUGAUGCACCACUACAAGAGACAACAGGAACUCAAGAUGCUGGACGAGGUGGAAGACGACAGUCACCUCCACUCAGACUGGUCAGACAGACAGGCCUUAAAGAGACAGUUCCAGGGCCUCAGCAACAUCAAGUGGGGUCCCAGAUAGACACACGGCUUUAUUUAUGUGUUUUUUAAUACAAAUUGUAAGCUUAAGUUUACAAAAAAAAUUAGGUUGGUUCUGCAAUGUUGAAAAUAAAGUGUGUUGACAAAAAAAAAA
This is a messenger RNA of Oncorhynchus mykiss (rainbow trout), 1401 nucleotides long. NCBI's taxonomy places the organism in Eukaryota, Metazoa, Chordata, Actinopteri, Salmoniformes, Salmonidae. The record is from RefSeq and is a predicted model, not a curated record.